Gongylonema pulchrum is the source of this 1173-nucleotide messenger RNA. Lineage: Eukaryota; Metazoa; Nematoda; Chromadorea; Rhabditida; Gongylonematidae. The record is from the annotation of a GenBank genome assembly.
AUUGGUUCAGUGGACGAGAGCGAGAAACAUGCAAAAUUUAUGCCAUAUUGCAUCCGAUGGCCGAAGGACUGCACCGUAUUGAGGAAAACUGACACGGAUGAGGAAGUUACGUUUCUUUAUGAUACGAGUCGUUACGGGACAUACAUAAACGAGGAGCCGAUUGGCAACGGUAAUUCGCGUCGUUUAGAAAAUGGCGAUCUGAUAAGCAUUUGUGAUCCGAAAUUUUUCGCUUUCCUGUACUUUGAAAAGGAGCUUCCGAACCAGGAUUUUCCAAGCGAGCUAACCGAUCAUUUUCUGGUAUCAAAUCUGCUUAUUGGUGAAGGUGCAAUGGGCAAGGUAUAUGUUGGUAAGCGACGUACCAAUACAUCGGUUGCUGUUGCGAUCAAAGCGAUUCCAAAGCAACACAUCUCAGCUGUGGCUGAGCAUAAUCGUAGUGGUUCGUCAACAGAAGUGAUCAGACGCGAAGCCGAAAUAAUGCUCAAUGUUAAGCAUCCGAAUUGUGUACGUAUGGAGCAUUUGUGUGAAACAGAAACAAUGGCUUAUAUCGUAAUGGAAUAUGUUGCUGGUGGCGAGCUCUUCAGUCGCAUUGUUUCGCCAGCAAACAAAGGAUGCGGCCUGGGUGAAUCGAUAACAAAAUUCUAUGCAUGGCAACUUUUUGGUGCCCUUGAGUAUCUUCACAAGAAUGGUAUUGUGCAUCGCGAUAUCAAAGCGGAGAAUGUGUUACUACUCGAAAAUGAGGAUUAUACAGUUGUGAAGUUGACAGAUUUUGGUUUGAGCAAAAUAACAAACGGGCAAUCGAUGCGAACAUUUUGUGGGACGAAAUGCUACAUGGCACCGGAGCAGUGGAAAGCGGAAGCAUACAGCUGUAAAGUGGAUAUCUGGGCACUUGGUGCUGUCAUCUUCAUUUGCAUGUGCGGUUAUCCACCAUUCAGUGCGGAUUAUGAUGAUUGGCCACUGGACGAACAGAUUAUGAGAGGACGACUGGUUUUUUACAAAGGUUGGGAGAAAGUCUCACCGUUUGGACGGAAAAUACUGCGACAGUGCUUUAGAACUGAGCCGGAACAUCGUAUCUCGGCGACGGAAGCGCUUGCUAGCGAGUGGUUCAAAGAUCCGAUUGUUGAAAAAGCUCGCAGUGUCGUACAGAAUCAUACGGUAAGAUUUUUUUGUUUUUAG